Thrips palmi is the source of this 4653-nucleotide messenger RNA. It is a transcript of the gene Ire1, whose product is annotated as serine/threonine-protein kinase/endoribonuclease IRE1. The transcript is spliced from 19 exons. Gene Ontology annotation, molecular function: protein serine/threonine kinase activity; RNA endonuclease activity; ATP binding. Gene Ontology annotation, biological process: IRE1-mediated unfolded protein response; mRNA processing; intrinsic apoptotic signaling pathway in response to endoplasmic reticulum stress. Bases 445 to 3711 code for a protein of 1088 amino acids. The record is from RefSeq and is a predicted model, not a curated record. Lineage: Eukaryota; Metazoa; Arthropoda; Insecta; Thysanoptera; Thripidae. Gene Ontology annotation, cellular component: IRE1-TRAF2-ASK1 complex.
GAUUUGUCGCCCUAAGGAUAAGUGAAGUGCUCCGCUCUUACCUCUCCUAGGUGCUCCACCACAACAAAUGCAAUUACGCCAACAGAUUGUGAACAUCCAAAUACCUUCUGCUAUUUGCAUCUCCUUUUAAACUUAGCCUAUGCUGGCUGGGAGUGAUUUCCAUAAGUGUCAAAGAAUUUGUGUGGCCCGAACAGAGACGAGAACUGAUCGCAACAAGUAUGAUGAAAGAAGACAUUUGCCUUGAAUAUUUGUGCCCAAUGGAACUUACAGCUGAUAACAUACAUUCUUGACUCUGUGGUAUGGCCAAUGGUUCAGGACAAGAAAGAGUGAUGUUUCUUUCACAUUCUGUUUUCAUCAAUCAUGUCUUGUAUGACAUUGAAAGUGACAAGGGGUUUAUAACCUGGUCAUUUAUGUCACUUUUCUGAUUUUCUGUGGAAAGAAUGAAUGCAUGGGCACUCAUGUUUAAGAAUGACUUUACAAGAAGGCAACAUGAAGCUUGGAAUGGUGUUGUUGACAAUCUUCUUCGCCCUUGCGAGAGUGACGGCUACAACCAGUCCACUGGCCACCCCUAGCACUAGUCUUGUAAGAGAAUACCAAGAUGAUCGUCUGCUGUUGUUAUCAACACUUGAUGGCUCAUUGUAUGCUGUUGAUCGUCUCACCGGUAUCACUCAGUGGCAGUUAAAAGAUGAACCUGUUGUUAAAGUUCCUGUUGAUGCAUCGAAAGCAGUAACACCAAUAUUUUUACCUGACCCAAAAGAUGGCUCAUUAUAUGUUUUGGGUGGAUCUGAAAGAGAAGCAUUGAAGAAAUUGCCUUUUACAAUACCCCAGCUUGUGGCCCAGUCUCCAUGUCGUAGUUCGGAUGGAAUCUUAUACACUGGGAAAAAGAUGGAUACAUGGUUUUCUGUCAAUUCAAAGACAGGUGAAAAACAACCUGUGCUCAGUUCAGAUGGACAGCAUGUCUGUCCAUUGACAGACUCCAAUGGCAAUUCAUUUUAUAUAGGCAGGACAGAAUACAACAUAAUUAUGCUGGAUAGUAAGCAGAAAGAACGCAAAUGGAAUGUGACCUUUUUUGACUACUCUGCAAACACAAUGGAUAGUGAACUGCUGAGUAAUUAUGAAAUGGUUCACUUCAUGGGUAGUUCCUCUGGUCGGGUCAUAACCAUGGAUCGACGGACUCACCGUCAUCUCUGGUCCAGUAAUUAUGGAUCACCAGUUAUAGGAGUUUAUCUCCUUGAUACAGAGGGACUAAUAUCUUGCCCCUUUACAAGUGUUGCUGAAGAGACCCUUGAUGCUUUGGCUGAUCAGCUCAAGUCAACAGCUCCAUCAACCUGGCUGAGUUCAGACCAAAUGAAACUUAAGUCCACAUUAUAUGUUGGUGAACAUCCAUUUGGCUUGUAUGCUCUCCCUUCACUUGUUGAUCAAAGUGUUGCCACCGUGAAUCAUUUGAACUUUGGGGCACUAUUGAUUGAGGGUCCGAAUGAAGGUUCCACUGCAGGCAAUGUUGGUGACAGCACACAACACAAUCCUGGGAGCUCAAAUUUGAAGGACCUCCAAAGUAACUUGGAUAAUGUAUUGCCAGCAAGGAAAGACAUAGAUGUGACUCCUUCCUAUCCUCUCAUCAUUCUGGGUCAUUAUCAAACACCAUCAUUCAGUGAAGCAAUUGUGCCUGAUGGACAGAAAACAAGUGCAAUGAUUCCGUUACCUAGGCAUGUUGUAAAUUUUGAUUGGGAGCUGGAGAAUGAAACUGGUGAACAUAGCCAUGAGGACAAUAGGGGGCCACAUAGCCCCAAACCAGUGUCCCCCCAAGUAAAGACCACUCCAAAUUCUGAUAUUUCUUGUUGGGAUGAGGUGAUUAGAGGCAACUUCUCCACUGUGCUCACUCCAGAAUGCAUUCAGUUUAUGUACUCUGGCCUUAAAAUUUGGGUAACUCAACAAGAAAAUAAAUCAUUGAAAAUAGCUAUGGCACUUAUUAUUAUAUCUAUGGCAGCUUUAUUUUGUUACGUACGAGGAAAGAUGCGGGAGAUUCACCAAAUGUCUCAGAGUUCUCACAGUGGCAAAGUGGAGUCCUUCACUCAACCAUCUGAAUUACAUGGGCGAGGUGUUUGUGUGGGAAAAAUUACAUUUUUCACAGCUGAAGUUCUUGGGAAGGGAUGUGAAGGCACGUUUGUUUAUCGUGGCUUGUUUGAUGGACGCAAUGUAGCUGUCAAGAGGCUACUGCCAGAAUGCUUUUCGCUGGCAGAUCGCGAAGUGGCAUUGCUCAGAGAAUCCGACCAGCAUGCUAAUGUCAUAAGAUAUUUUUGCACAGAGCAGGAUCACCUUUUCCGGUACAUUGCCCUAGAGUUAGCUGCUGCAACUCUGGCAGAUUUGGUUGAAGGUCGCAUUGUCUUAGGAAGCACUGAUCUUCCUGCAAGGCUGACCACAACUGAAAUAAUAAGGCAGGCUACAUCAGGAAUGGCACAUUUGCAUUCUCUUGACAUUGUUCAUAGAGACAUUAAGCCUCAAAAUGUUCUUUUAUCAGUCCCCAACGCCCAUGGGGAAGUAAGAGCUAUGAUAUCUGACUUUGGUCUGUGUAAGAAACUCCAGAAAGGACGGAUGUCCUUCUCCAGGAGAUCCGGUAUAACUGGCACUGAUGGUUGGAUAGCUCCUGAAAUGCUUUCUGGUUCUGGGCGCACGACUUGUGCAGUUGAUGUCUUUUCAAUGGGGUGUGUGCUUUACUAUGUAAAAACAUCAGGAAAGCACCCAUUUGGUGAUCCGCUUAGGAGGCAAGCUAAUAUUUUGAGUGGAGAACCCAGGCUGAAUGACUUGAACAGUUCUCAACUUGACCAGCUCUUAACCGGCACCUUAGUAAAAUGCAUGCUAAGUUGGGAACCACUGGAGCGCCCACCUGCUGAGGCUGUCCUGUCACACCCUCUCUUUUGGAGCAGAGCAAAAAUAAUGUCGUUUUUCCAGGAUGUCAGUGAUCGGGUGGAAAAAGAUGAGCCAGCAACAAGCACUGCACUUCAGGCCCUGGAGGCUGAUGGUGCCAGAGUGGUAAGAGGUGACUGGAGAGUGCAUAUUUCGGAUGAAGUAGCCCAAGAUCUGCGCCGUUACCGUAACUACCGCGGGUUGAGUGUCAGAGAUUUGUUGAGAGCUUUGCGAAAUAAGAAACACCAUUAUAGAGAAUUAUCCUUAGAAGCACAAAGGAGCCUAGGAACAAUACCAGAUCAGUUUGUAAUGUACUGGAUGGACCGCUUUCCUCGUCUCCUGCUCCACUCCUGGCUUGCCAUGCAAAUUGUUCGCCAUGAACCAGUCUUUAAGCCAUAUUACCAUAUUUCCCACACAUUUCCUCCCUCUCAGGUUAGCAUAGCUGCUGACAAUGAUUGGGAAUCUACUGUGACUCUAGAUGCUGUUGACUUCAAUACUGUGACUUGGCAAAAUUUGAAAGACAAAAGCUCUCCGAAAAGCAAGAAAAAAUUACCAGGAAAUAGCAAAAAAACUUUUAGCGGAAAAGAGUCUCCUAAAAAAGAUCCCCGCACAAAUCAGAGAGAUGAUCAAGUAGACUGGCGUCGCAGAGAUGUCAUUAAUGAUAAAUCAGCUGCAAAGUCUGCAGAGAACUGGAGAUGUGAACACAGGAGACUUAAUGGAGAAGAGGAUAAUUUAAACCAGGACAUGGGUGUAAAUUCUCCCUUGCCAAAAGUUUUGGAGAAAGAGACAUUGAAUAAGAAGGCCUAGAUGAGGCAAAUUUUAAAAAUAGUUGAGAAAAUUUCUUUCUAAUUACUCUUGUGCAUUCCAUGUGUCUAAAAUACUGUAAUAUAACUUAAAAAUACGGUGGAUCUCAACAUAGGAAUUUAAAUGCAGACCAGUCGGUUAAUGAGGCAAGUCCUUUUUAAAAUCUUUGAUUAUGAACAUUUUAUGUGUGUUGUUGCAUUUUCUUGGUCUAUUUUCGAGUUCCAACUGGAGCUCGGAAUACUUUUAAGCUUUGACUUGUUGUGGAUUUGUAAUUGUUUGCUUAGAGUGCAGUGUGUGUACUUGUGUGUAGUUUUCCUUGUUUGUUAAUUUGUUUCACAAUUCUUCACUGAUCACUUUCAGCUUACUUUAUGUAACUUUUGUGGUAAGGAAACUAGGACACCAAGGUGGUCUCUGGUAACAGAACUAGACCAGAAUGGCUUCUGAAGCCAUUACUGGCAGUAUGCAAUUUGACGUUUAAAGAUAUGUAUAAGGCUGUGUCAAAUUCUUCUGGUGUGACGGAUGAAGUAUUAUAUUAUUACUUAUUGCUAUUUGUGAGCAGAAAGACUGGAAAGAUAUGCCAUCUUUUUUAAAUGUUGUGGGUCACAAGUAUACCACUGUUUAGUAUAACUAUCAGGAUUGACUUUCACUUAAACAAUUAAUUUUAACCUGACAUGUCAUCAAUUUAAUAUAUGACAGGCUGUUAUUCAUGAACGCGCAAGUUCUGGUUUGAGGCAUCCUUGUGAUUUGUUGCUCAUCAGUGGUCUCCUAAGUUGAAUAUUUGUAACAUUGGAUGUGUGUUUAUAGUAUGUGUAAUCAUUGGACCAGUAAGUACAUAGCUGUUUAUUUGGAAAAAAAAUAGCAUUAUAUUGUAAUUAAUAUAAAAGUGAUUCAAACUGUGAUAAUGUAAGUUUAGGUAUAAACAAUAAAAUAUUGAAGUUAAUGGUU